AUGGCACCCCCACCUGCAUCCACGGCUUCUCGAAUGAUCGCUCUAUUUUUGAGGGUCCUCACUUUUGGUUUCCUUAUUGUAUCACUUGUCAUCUUGACCACCAAUACUGCUACCUUAGAAGUAGGCAUGGCCGAGGUUAAAGUCCGCUUCAAGGAUAUUUAUGCUUAUCGAUACAUGCUUGCGUCAGUUGCGUUCGGAUUAGCAUAUACGCUUUUGCAAACUGCUUUCACGUUACGCAACAUGGUCACAGGAAACAGCCUAACAAGUGGUGACGGCAACCUUGUGUUUGAUUUCUAUGGCGACAAGGUUAUUUCAUACGUACUAGCCACGGGUGCUGCUGCGGGAUUUGGCGCUACAAAAGAUAUGAAGCCACUUUUUGCAGGGGCAGGAGUUGAUAAAUUUUUCAACAAAGGUUAUGCAUCUGCUAGUCUUCUCCUCCUCGGAUUUGUGUGCACAGCUAUAUUAUCCGUUUUCUCAUCCUAUGCCCUCCCAAAGAAAGUUUAA
Molecule: messenger RNA, 504 nt
Organism: Dovyalis caffra
Lineage: Eukaryota; Viridiplantae; Streptophyta; Magnoliopsida; Malpighiales; Salicaceae
Source: the annotation of a GenBank genome assembly